AAAUAUGUCAGGUCUCCCCCUCUCAGAGGAAUGGACCAGUCGAGCGUGUAUGACGGAGGAGGAGUGACAUCACACCAGUUUUCCGCAUCGCGUGAAUCUCUUGUCAGUACUGAAGGGAGCAGCUGUGCUCCUCGUAUCAUGGCAGACACACAGCCCGAUGCCUCCACUCAGCCGGAGCUGGUGGAUGAGGACGAGCCCUUCUUCAGUAGCCUGGACCUCCUCCUCUUCUCCCUCAUCGCUGGCCUGCUCAUCUACUGGCUCAUAUUCCGCAGAAAGCCUGAGCCCAUCCCAGAGUUUAAGAAACUGGAGACUGCGACUCCAACAACAAGGGACACCAGUUUUAUUGACAAAAUGAAGAAAACGGGCAGGAACAUUGUGGUGUUUUACGGCUCACAGACGGGCACAGCUGAAGAGUUUUCCAAUAGACUUGCAAAAGACGCUCAUCGCUACGGCAUGAAGGGGAUGGCAGCGGACCCAGAGGAAUAUGAAAUGGGUGAGCUCUCUCGUCUGGCUGAGAUUGACAACUCUUUAGCGAUCUUCUGCAUGGCCACGUAUGGAGAGGGCGACCCCACUGAUAAUGCUCAAGACUUCUAUGAUUGGCUACAGGAGGGCGAUGCUGACCUCAGUGGAGUUAAAUACACAGUGUUUGCACUGGGCAAUAAGACAUAUGAGCACUAUAACGCCACGGGGAAGUAUGUGGACAAGAGGCUAGCAGAGCUGGGAGCGCAGAGGAUCUUUGACCUGGGAAUGGGAGACGACGAUGGAAAUCUCGAGGAGGAUUUUGUGUCGUGGAGAGAGCAGUUCUGGCCAGCUGUUUGUGAACACUUCGGAGUUGAAGCAACUGGUGAAGAAUCCAGCAUCCGCCAGUACGAGCUGAAGGUACACAGCGAUCUGAACAUGAAUAAGGUCUACACUGGAGAGCUGGGACGCCUCAAGAGCUUUGAGAACCAGAAGCCGCCGUUCGAUUCGAAGAACCCUUUCCUGGCACCAGUCACUGUGAACCGCAAGCUCAACAAGGGCGGCGAGAGGCAUCUGAUGCACCUGGAGCUGGACAUCACCGGCUCUAAAAUCAGAUAUGAAUCAGGAGACCAUGUUGCUGUGUAUCCCAUCAACGACACAGCCAUAGUGAACAGGAUUGGUGAUAUCCUUGGUGUGGACCUUGACAUUGUUAUCUCCCUCAACAACCUUGAUGAGGAGUCCAAUAAGAAGCACCCCUUCCCCUGCCCCACCACGUACCGCAGCGCCCUGACCCACUACCUGGACAUCACGAAUACUCCACGCACAAACGUGCUUUAUGAACUGGCACAAUACGCCACUGACCCCAAAGAUCAGGAGAACAUGCGGAAGAUGGCCUCCUCCUCACCCGAGGGCAAAGCAUUGUACCAGAACUGGGUGCUGGACUCAAGUAGGAAUAUUUUGGCUAUUCUUGAGGAUUUGCCGUCGUUGCGUCCUCCCAUUGACCACCUCUGUGAGCUCCUGCCGCGACUGCAGGCCCGCUACUACUCCAUUUCAUCAUCCUCCAAGGUCCACCCCAACAGCAUCCACAUCUGUGCUGUAGUGGUGGAGUACGAGACCAAGACUGGCCGUGUCAAUAAAGGAGUGGCCACUAACUGGCUGAAGAACAAGAUGCCCACCGACAACGGACACAAGGCUACAGUGCCCAUGUACAUCCGCAAAUCCCAGUUCCGCCUGCCCUUCAAGGCCACAAACCCAGUCAUAAUGAUCGGACCUGGAACUGGUAUCGCACCCUUCAUUGGCUUCAUUCAGGAGCGCGGCUGGCUCAAAGAACAAGGUAAGGAAGUUGGAGAGACCGAGUUGUACUUUGGCUGUCGUCACAAGAACGAGGACUUUCUGUACCAAGAGGAGCUCGAGGAGUUUGAGAAGACUGGUGUUCUGACGGCACUCAAUGUAGCUUAUUCCAGAGACCAGGCACAGAAGGUGUAUGUACAACAUCUCCUGAAGAACAACAAGGAGACUGUUUGGAAACUAAUCCACACAGACAAUGCCCACAUCUACAUCUGUGGAGACGCCCGAAACAUGGCCCGGGACGUGCAGAACGCCUUCUACGAGAUCGCCGAGGAGCUGGGAGGAAUGAGCCGCGCUCAGGCUGUAGAUUACAUCAAGAAACUGAUGACUAAAGGACGCUAUUCACAGGACGUCUGGAGUUAA
Rhinichthys klamathensis goyatoka is the source of this 2169-nucleotide messenger RNA. It is a transcript of the gene porb, whose product is annotated as P450 (cytochrome) oxidoreductase b. The transcript has 16 exons. The record is from RefSeq and is a predicted model, not a curated record. Lineage: Eukaryota; Metazoa; Chordata; Actinopteri; Cypriniformes; Leuciscidae. The coding region runs from base 31 to 2169 and encodes 712 amino acids. Gene Ontology annotation, biological process: response to hormone. Gene Ontology annotation, molecular function: FMN binding; NADPH-hemoprotein reductase activity; flavin adenine dinucleotide binding. Gene Ontology annotation, cellular component: cytosol.